GGAAUUCAUAUUUGUAUUAUUUCUGUAUUCAUACCCUAGUAAUAUUCAUCCUCCGGAAAUGGUUUGUUGUGAGUCUGAGGAUAUGACCAAACGACAGCCCGUGAUGCCUGACUGUCAGGCCCGUACCUCUUACUUGGAACAACGUAGGCCUACGUUUGACAUUUUGCCCGAUCCCACAGAUCAUGGUGUGAAUGACUGUACCCUGAUCUUUGAGUCAACACGCUGGCAGAUUCAGGAAAGACUUAUCUUGUCAACAAUGUCUCUUCAGCCAAACAACAUGUAGCACGAAUUUGAUUAUGAGCCCAUGAGUGAUAUAGAGGAGACUCACUCGGCCAGCUGCGCCUAUGUCAUGUUCGUAUCAUACUUUUAAGUUAAUAAUAUAGGACUUCAGAUUUCAUUUGACAUGUUUUAGAUUUGAUAUGAAUAUUCGAUUAAAGGCACCAUGUUGACCUAUACCUUUAGAACAUAAAUUUAGAAUGUGUGUAAAGAUUACAGCAACUGGUUUUUCAGACUUGUCGGACAUAAAUGUGAAGUAAUAUUUUCUAAAGCUAAAGGUAGGCCUACAUGCACGUCAUUUUAGAUAAAACUGUUCUUAAAUUUCUGAAAAAUUUAGCAACACCUUUUUUCUUUUGUAGAAGAAUACCACGAUUACAUAGGUUCUGGGGCCUGGGCCCCAGUAUGUCUACAGAAUUCUUGUUCAGUUUAAAGUGGUUUGUCCUAUGGUGGCAUUCAUCGGAUUUAAUUGGACUUACGAAAGGUUUUUUCACCGGCAGAUUCAAACUUGCACGUGAGAAGUUGGUCCUCUCGUUUUUAUUGGAACAAAAAGGGGACACAGGGAAAAUGAAACAUCUCUUUUCAACAGACUUAACAUGAGCAAGUAACAGGGUGGGUAUUUUUGGGAGUGAGGGUUGGGAGUGGUUGACUGAUGUGGCUAAUCACACUCCCUCUUCUGUCCGUCCAAUCUUACCUGUGUGCAUAAUGCUGAAAGACUGCAACUCCCUUGCAUAUUAUGUUACGCAGUUGUGCCACACGUUUCACAAUGGCACGGGUUUUUAGGUUCAGUGAAUGAGUCCUUCAAUUUAUGUGCGCUGACCUCAACCACACACUUACCUUCCUUCGAAAAAAUCCUAGAUCCACUAAUGGGAUGCAUUUGAGGAUGUGAAACGUACGCCAUUCGAUCAGUUAGAUCGAAAUGGUAAUGAUUAAAAAGGUAACUACAUGCUCACUGGAUAUGAGGGUUUUAGACUGUGACCCACGAUCAAAAUUAUGUAAAUAAGACUAACAACAUUGGCAACGAGCCAACUAGCAUUUUCAUUCUGUCGAUUUUUUCCAUAAAUUGAGAACUUUAUGUAAUUAAGAAGUACAGCAUGAGUGGUGAUUAAGCACUUUGAUCUGCAGGCAGGUGUGAGCGGCUUUUUGCCCUGGUAAAGUGUUUACUUGCAUGGAUAGAAUCAUACGAUUGCCGUCUCCGGAAUAUGUCUGGGUGCAUGCCGUAUUUACCACCCAACUAAAAAGGCGGGAGAUUUCGUUAUCAAUCUAACGGAAUGCUCGUGUAUCUCGAGUGUACCAGGUGUGCAAAUAUUACCAAGGAUGGCAGAAUCGCAUUAGAACACCACCCGCGUCACAUCGUAGAGUCAAGAUAAAUACUAAUUGUCUGCCUUCAGUAUAAAAUAAUGCAUGCAACUGAUGAAUGACGGAAAUGAAUCAGAAAGUUGCAGUCUUGAGAAACUUAACUGUUACGUCGUUCUUCAUUCGUCGUAAAGAAUGAUUUUAAGAUGUUUUAGGGGCUAGUGUACUUUACCCUAAUUUCGAGAAAUUUCAUCUGAAUUUCGCUCUGAAUACGUGGGUUUCGUGCAUUCCGAUGACUCAAGGAGUGAUAAUCUUUUUUAAAAAUUCCAUUUUAAAGUUUAAUUUUGUCUUUAGGGACGUUCAAACGUCGUUACAUAUACUCAGAAUACACAAGAACAUGCCGUAUUGGGUUCAAUUUGUCAAGCUUCACUUUUAUAACUGCGUGUCUAUCCCUUGUGUGAGUGUACAAUAGUUGGAUCAUUUGUUUGGCAGUUCAGUCCGUUUAUAGUACACGUAUAAAAAGAGCAGGUGUCCUGAUCAAACUUUGCUCUGUUAUUGUGGCUGAGUCAGUCGACUUGUUGACGACCGCUGUUAUUUUUCUGCUAGUAUUAUUUCACUAUUAUUGUGUUAACGUAGGCAUAGACUUUUCUCGAGUGUUGAAGCGAUCCCAGUUCAGCUUGACUGGACUUCAACAUACACACCCGGCGAUGUUAACUUUGCAAGCAGUUUGAAGGAAGGACAGCUGACUGUGGUUGAUGGUGCAACAUGUGCCCUGUGUUGGAUUUCAUGUGCAAAAUAGACCUCGGAUUCCGCAUUUAACAAUGAUUUUGAAUGUUCCGUAGUAAUUGUUGUAUUGACUAAGAUAAAUAAAAACCUUACGGCUGGGGGUCAAUGUGUGUAUAUUAUUAACCGAGUUUACCUUGCAUCAAAAUAUCUGUCAGUAUUUCCGCAGUAAAAUGUUGGAAACAUGUACAUUCAUUUGCAUUCGUUAUGUUGUAAAACGCGUUCAGAUUCAAUGCGUAAAAUUCCUCUUUACUGACAGUUGCGCCGAAAAACGAUUCAACGUUGGAUUAACAAUAAAAACAAAACCACUUCAUGCUCACUUCUUCCCCGGAACAUAUUAAACAGAGGUGCCAUUUUCUGUAAUCCUCCCGCUCAAUUUGUACAAUAUUUUACAAUACAGCACGUCAUUUCCCAGUAUUUUUGGCGAUCCUGAUUCUAACUACUGUUGCUAGUUGAGUCACCAUAGCGAUCGUAUCUAACGCAACCAUUGUUAUUUCUUUUGCUGAGGCCUAAAAUCGAAGUUGGUUGAAAAAAGUGAAGGUGAGCUUGUUGGUUGCGCUUGAAGGGUUCAAUCAGAGAUUGUAACGGAUGGUUGCACUGCUCUUAUUGUUUAUCUGCCCAAGUCAGUGCCGCUGUAUGUCAUCCUACCCACGUGUUGAAUCCCCUGUGCGUUGUGCGUAACGGUUACUACAGUCACCAUGCCGUUUACCCAGGUAUAAAUGCGCAUGCGCAUAGCUCUGCGUUGUCAAUCAAUCAACAUGGACCAAAGAUCUCUAUUAACCGAUUUAGCUGUUGUCAUUUUUCUUCCAUUUAUUCGACUCCUGCUGGUGGGCGGGACUACAGUGACCCGCUGUUUACCUCCCGUCAAACGAAGUCACACACGAAACAUAGCCGUCAACUGCAUGCAGCGGGAAGGUCCCGUAUAUAGGCCUAUUCCUGUCAAAAUAGAGUUGUAAAAUUAGUACAUGGAGUGAAACACUGAGCUUUGACGGGCCAGAAGAGGAUAUAGACGGGAUACUAUCAAUAAAUUUGACAGCUGGUGCAGACACCUCAAUCGGAUAAUGUGUCAGUGACGUUCACGGUACUACACACCACGCAUUUUUGUUUCGAGAGUUUAACUGAGAUACAGCUCGAAUACUUACUUGUUGCUGCUUUCCCUUUGGAAUCAGAAGAUUUAUAUUGCCUUGGCUUGCUACUUCGUGUAAAGCGUAAGUGCGACUUAUGACAGUUAACUAGCCUUGUUUUGAUGUGUUUGCUCUAAUUUAAUUAACGCUUGUACCAACUGUCUAAUAAAGGGAGAAUUUUGUUUGUAGGCUGAUGUUAAUCGUGUGUGAAAGGACAUACUAAAAGGGAUUGGUUAAAUCUCAGUUGCCAAUAAUUUUUCGAUGAUAUUUUCCGAAUUCCGAUCAAAAGAAAUGAAUACUCCAACUUGUUAGCUGUUAAUUACCAUAUUUCAUUUUAAUUUUUAACACGAUGCCGAGGGAACUAUCAGUCACUCAACACAAUAAGCAUUUGAUAUCCGAAACUUUGGGUGAGAUCAGGUAUAAUACAAUGCAGUUGUCUACAAGUGAAGCAAUCUUCUAUUUUAUUAAAAAAAUGUAUUUUCAUGUGUUGAUUUCAAAGCAGAACGAAGUAAUAUAGAGACACAGCAAUGUGUAAAGGUAUCCCCGAAAUUUGAAAUUUUGAAAAGUGUGACAAGUCUUGCUUAACAAAGUAGACUUGUUUUUAAACGUAAGUUAACAUCUUUCACAUAUAUACAGGUACAAAGUAUGUAAUGUAAUAUUUGGGUUUAUAAUUUGCUCAGCUCUAAAUUAUUUUUUGAUUAAUUCAACAAAGUUACCCGCGAAGAUUAUCGUGUCAUUUUGCAUACUGCAUUUACAGGUGUUUACUUGACUGGAUUCGAAGCUUCAAUGUCAGUGGAGCGAGCGCAGAUCCCCGUCAUGAUGCAUGCUACAGCGAUCACUUGCCUUAUUUGUCUUUUCCCCGUUUGUGCCAGUUCUAUUCCCGUAGAUGAAGAUUACUCUUCGAGUUCCUCAGACUACCAAAGUAGUGCAGACUACUUGCCCCUUCUUCCUGCGGAGGUGUUUGCAUUAAAUGACAAGAAUGGAAAUGGAUUUAUUACACAGAAAGAGUACCGAAAGGCAAACCCGGGCAUGACAGAUAUCAAAUCUAAACUUAUCUUCGACAACUUUGAUUGGGAUAAAGACGGGAGAAUUUCACUGAGUGAAUUCACCUCACGAGUUCAGCAUGAUGAUCCCAAGCCUCAAGGAAAUUGUAUUGCUUCAAUUAUGAGAACCUGCAGCAGUGAGUUUAUCGAUGCAGUUCGGAAAUGGGGCAACAAGCAAGGAGAUGUCAUGUGCCAUUGUUUGCCAAUCUACAGAGACUGCAUCAGAAGUGAGAGGGCAACAUGCACCAUGGUGUCCCAGAAAGAUCGUGAGGAAGAAGAAGUAUUAAAUGAACAAGUAGAUGGGCUUCUGCGACGCUUCAAGAGGGCACUUUGCCAAGACAUGUCACCCAGGGUAAGGCCAUCAGUGACAGCCUUCAUCAGUAACACGCCGGCAUCGUCAAGAUCAGUGUCAGAACCCAGAGGCGUCAGACAAGUCAGAUCAAUAAAAAGGGAAUUCAAGCGUUUUAAGUCAAGAUCAAGGAGACAGAACUGCAUUGUGUCAACUAUGAAGCCAUGCAAUAACGUGUUUAUUGCCGCACUACAAGCACAAGGAGAAGACCCUUGCCACAGUCUGGUCAAGUACAGACACUGCGUACACAAGAGCACAAGGCGGUGCAGUGACCCGAACUUGUCGCAUAUUCAGAGAGCCGUCAAGUUCCUAGCCAAGCAACACCGACGAGUCAAAAUAUGCGCCAAGUACGGCAAAUAGAGGGCGCCGUAUUAAAUAUACAGCAAUAUGAACUUGCCGGAACACUGCAAGUAUCAUCAAAGGCUAAUACAUUCUAAUUGGAGUGUGCUCAGUAUCUUAAUUGAUUACAUCCCAGCAUGAGUUAUAUUUAUUUAAAGAAAAUACUCCUGGACUUUGGGAUAUCCACAACCAUUGAAUUACAAAUUUUCCAUCAUAUAGGCCUAUGUCAUCACAAUACGAGUAGUCUCAUUUUAUGGGGGUGGGGGUGAACGUAAAUACACAUACUAUACAGCUGGUAGAACUUAUUGACUGUAGUAGCUGUGCUGAAAGAGACAUACAACAGUAUCCUACCCUCAGAAGUUUACUGUACGUUCAAACAUCACGGCCAUUUGGGGGCGAAUGACAAUAUGCAUGCUUUAUCAAAACAAAGUAUGGGACUCGGAGGUCACUUACCUCUGUACAGGACCACUAUGCUGUCUUUAAUGCUUUUGGAUCUCUUGCGUGCCCACAAGACAAAUACGUUCAUUUUUGUACAUAUACAUCACUUAUUUUAUAAAUAUCGAUAAACCGUUUGCAAACCCUGCGUCAUCUUCCCUGCCAUCAGACCAGUGUAGGCAUGGAAAAAGAAGUUGUCUUGGGGAAUCACGUGUAUUAUGUAUAGCAUUUUAUUGAAGUUAAAAGUCCCUUUUUACUUUUAUACAGUGUACAAAGUUGUUUUAUACUGACAAGGUUAUAUCAAAAGCUUAAGAGUGGUUAUCUUUUUCCUGUGUUGUAAAUACUGUACAAACUCAACUUUCAUUUUGCCCUUGCCUUAAUGUUGCAAAAAUAAAAUGAUUGUACAGUGUGUAACUUGUAUUAUAAACAGAUAACUGAUCUAUCACAGUGAUACAUGUACUUAAUGGAAACGACAGGAAGAUGCAAGAUAACAUUCUUGCAACUAUUCCUCCUUUUUAGAAAGAUUUAUUCUUCAUUGAAGUUUUUAAAUUUCAGAGUCAGUGUACCCUCCUUUGUAAAACUCAGACAAAGUUCAUAUUAUUAUUUAUAGAGAAUAGAUAUGAGUAACAUAAUAGUUCAGUUUAUAAUGUCUUUGAAAUGUCACACGAUGGUUCGCUAUUUGGGGGAUGCUGUUCAAUUAAAACAGUAACAAGGUAAUAAGCAGUCACUUAUCAAGAGUGACAGACUCCUCUAUAAUAACCUACUAAGGAUAUAAUACACCAGGCAACGCACAUAACCGCUUAUAUAUUGUAGUUAUGUGAUUAUUUGGGCACAAAGGCAAAUUCAGUAAUAGAAGAAACUCCGUUGAAUAUUAACUACCUCAUUUUUAGUAGAUAUAUAUAUAUAUAUAGACAUAUAUACGUAUAUAUUGUGAAGUGAGGGUAGUUAAUUUACAACCUUAUAAACUACUGUGUUAAACAGGCAUAUUCUGACACUUUCCUUCACUAUGCACGAGUGCUUGUCGAACAGGCACCUUUAUGGUCCCUUUAUAUAUCAAACAGGCUCAGACAUUCUAUUUUGCCUUUAAGUAAUUAUAUGUCAGGUCACGUCGUUACAAUCAUCUCUUCUCGCUUGAGAAUGCCCUAUUGUAAGAGGUUUUUCGAUAAAAACCAUAAUGAUUAAACGUGUUCACCUUAUUUCUCACAAACACAUCCAGAAAAAUUAUAAAAUGUGUAUCUUGAAUGCCCUUUUGGCUUGAAAAUGUUAUUUUAUAUGUUUAUGCUUGUCGUCUUGUGCUUUUCAUAAAUAUUUCUCAUAACUAUGCGUAUAUACUCAGUCUGAAUAAAUAUAAAACACUGCCAUCAAAUUGAUCAUAGUUAGGUCUAAUACGUUCAUUUAAAAAAAGUUUUUGUAUUGAUGUUUUCAGGGUAAAUGGGAGAAUUACAUUUGUGAAGGACCGUUUAUCAACCUAUGAUUAGACAUUUUAUUUAGAUCUCAAUCGGAUUUGUAAAAACAGGAUGUAAUACAAUCUUUAUUUACAGUCAGUUUUUCCCAAAUUUAACAUCAUUUGUAUUGUGUUUAACCUCAAUGCGAUAUCUUGUACUGCCCAGGUUGUAUUCAUUUUUUUUACUGAAAAAAAUUAAUAAAACGUGUUGUAUCUCAGUUCACGAUGUAAAGUAUUAAAAAUGGGAACUAACUGCACGCUUUAACUUCCAGUUUAAACAUUAUAUUUAGGGAACUGUAUAUUAUUUACUACAAGUAUUAUUUUGAAAGAUGUUUAUAAAAACCACACCACUGCCCGAUCCAUCCUCAAAAAAGACAGGGCAGGAUUUACCAAUAAUUUGUUUUGUUUUUAUCAAGAACAUUACGAAUAUAUAGUCAAGUUUUGGCAUUUUCCUAGUGAUCGUUUUAAAUCUGUUCAUUCAGUCAUCGAGGGCGCUAUUCAUCGCAAACACCAUUUUGUAAACAAUUGCAGAACGGGAUAAUAUUACGUUCAUUGGAAGCUUGUUGUAACCAAUUCAAGCUAGCUUGUAUCGCCCGUUCUUUGUACUGCUAGUUGAUUUCGGCUUAUGCAAAACACUGCAGUUACACGUAUAGCUAUCCCGAACAGUCCCAAAUCCUCCGAUUUCAAUACAUGAAGAAAACGAAGAGCUCAGUCUUCGACAUCUGUUUUUCUAUGCAUCUGUGAUGACCUGUAAUAAAAUCAAAAUGAAAAGUA
Acanthaster planci (crown-of-thorns starfish) is the source of this 7860-nucleotide messenger RNA. RefSeq lists its product as uncharacterized. The record is from RefSeq and is a predicted model, not a curated record. Lineage: Eukaryota; Metazoa; Echinodermata; Asteroidea; Valvatida; Acanthasteridae. Gene Ontology annotation, molecular function: calcium ion binding.